Messenger RNA from Drosophila bipectinata, 580 nucleotides. RefSeq lists its product as uncharacterized. Lineage: Eukaryota; Metazoa; Arthropoda; Insecta; Diptera; Drosophilidae. The record is from RefSeq and is a predicted model, not a curated record.
CUCCGGCGUCCCGCGCAUUUUGCAAGCAAUACUUUUUGUGUUCGGUUCGGCUUUGAAUAAAAAAAGAAAAUAAAAUAAAAUCAGCAUGUGGUCGAAAGUAGCUAUCGGUGGUGCUCUGGCUUUGAUGGGUGGAGUUCUGUUCUCCAGCGUGGUGGACAACUUUGCUUACGUGGACCGAUCUCUGGAAACGGCCAUGCCCCGCUCCAAGCGUUAUGAGGCGAACGAAUGAGCUCUCCAGGAUGCCCCCGGGUUGCAGCUGAUUGACUGGCUAGUUCCUGGAUCCUGGAAUUAAUGCCCUGUUGUGUUCAGCGGAUAUUUAUUGGCCAAACACUGAAGCAACUACUCCAGCUUAAUCAACACAAAAAAUACAAAAAAAAUAAGCCGGAAAUAGUACUCCUUGGCCUUCAAAUUACUCAAAGCCCCCUAAACCCCCAUCCACAAGAACAAGCUUUAAUUUAUAUAACUAUGUGUGUGUGUUUUUUUUUUAUUUUAAUAAGUUCAUAAUUAUAUAAGCAAUAAAAUAUAUAAACCUCGAUGACCUCAACUCUGACGGGUCACUCAAGGGUUAUUCUGACGGUUA